AUGCUCUGUCAUGCUGCUGGCGAACAAGGCGACGACGAUGCUUCCGACGAGAACCAACACACCCCAAACGGGCUGAUGGGCGGGUUGUCGAAUGGACCUGGAGCGACACCCUCAGCCUAUUCAACACAGACGCCUCACGCGCCUAGUCACCUCCGCCCCGAUCCAGGGGCUCCGAGUGAGGUCACUAUCGACGACUAUCCCUUGGUCAAGGAUAGAGCAAUUGAUCCCAUCCUCCUUGUUCAGCUAUUACGACAUUAUGCCGACAAUUAUCACCAUUUCUUCCCCAUCGUCCCAACAGACGUGUUGCGACCCGAAUACAUCCUCGACACGAUAAGAGACGAAUCUUUCCUACUAACUGCCAUCCUUGUCGUGGCCUCAAAAGAUCGUCCCGAUCUCGCAGAUAUACACAAGGCCAUAUGGGAUCAUAUGCGAGGGCUUAUACUUAACGUCGUCCUAGGCAUGGCCAAUGUCCGCAAGGUCGGCACCGUGGAGGGGCUCUUGCUCAUGGGUGAAUGGACCUUGCACAAUCAGAGCGAAGUCGACGAUGGAGAUGAAGCGUCAGCGUGGUCGAUAGUUGGUCUUGCUGUGAGGCUUGCGUAUCUACUACGCUUGGAGGACAGGGGAUUCAAAGGAAACGACGCCGACCUCGAUUCGGUCCAUCGCGAGCGGUUGGCCUGGACUUUCACCUAUCUCUCAGAUCGCCAAAUAUCGAUCCGCAUGGGUCAAGCCUUCUGGUGCAGAGGCCCAGCUCUAUCAGCGCGCUUCAUGGCCCAUGACUUUCCAGCUCUACAACCCCGGCGGGCCCGUGAUGAGGAUUUUGCCUCGUUCAUCCAGGCGCAAGUUGAGCUGACAACACUGUUUGGAAAUGCCCACGAUAUCCUCUUCGCCUCGAGGUCACGGACCGCCGAACUCAUGACGCGAGGCGACUACACGAAAUACGUCGACGACGCGACAAAAGCUAUGCACGCGUGGCAACUCGCGUGGACAUCGCUCGCCGUUUCGCCACAUCUCAAGAGCUGUCUGAGCCUCAUGCAAGAAUACCUCAGGCUCUACGUCAACGCGUUCGCUUUUCAGGCCGUCAUAUACCGUGCAUCUGUUACCGACACCAAUUCCGAUCCAUCAAAUGGAUCUAGGCCAUCAGUCAUCUUUCCCGACUCGGCCAUGGCAAGCCCUGAUGCCCGGCAUAUAUACGAAGCUGCAGAUGCGGCAGAGGCUUUGAUUCGGAUCGUAACGGACGAUAUCGAUCCGGUGAAGCAUCUGUGUUACAUGCCAGCGCGCUUUUAUCUAUAUGAGAUUCACUCUUCCGUCUUCCUUUACAAGGCCCAUGCGUGCGGGGCCAUUUCCUCGGGCAAGCACGUCCACACAGCGUCCCUCAUGGAACGCUUCAUCUCCGUCCUCAAAACCGCCGCUGUCGACGAGAGCCACAUCGCGGCGAGAUACGCGAGACUAUUAGACAGACUAUGGUUCCGCCGGGCGCACAGACUCGCCAGCGUCGACGACUCACAGAGCUCGAACCCGGAGCUGAGGAAUCCGGGUGUGGUGGUGGACACACUAUCGACUCUAGCUGAUCUCAAUGGAGGCCAGAUGCCGCUCUUCGAUGACCUCGGCUUGCAGCCAUUCGACUGCACUGAUACCAUGGAUGGACUAUUUGCCAUGCCUUCGGUGGUAUCAUGGGAUCCUUCGAGUUUCUUGAACACCAUGGCUUGA
This is a messenger RNA of Fusarium keratoplasticum, 1707 nucleotides long. Its product is annotated as Zn(2)-C6 fungal-type domain-containing protein. Gene Ontology annotation, biological process: DNA-templated transcription. Lineage: Eukaryota; Fungi; Ascomycota; Sordariomycetes; Hypocreales; Nectriaceae. The transcript has 4 exons. The record is from RefSeq and is a predicted model, not a curated record. Gene Ontology annotation, cellular component: nucleus. The coding region runs from base 1 to 1707 and encodes 568 amino acids. Gene Ontology annotation, molecular function: DNA-binding transcription factor activity, RNA polymerase II-specific; zinc ion binding; DNA binding.